Erythranthe guttata (spotted monkey flower) is the source of this 953-nucleotide messenger RNA. Its product is annotated as squamosa promoter-binding protein 2. NCBI's taxonomy places the organism in Eukaryota, Viridiplantae, Streptophyta, Magnoliopsida, Lamiales, Phrymaceae. Gene Ontology annotation, molecular function: DNA-binding transcription factor activity; DNA binding. Gene Ontology annotation, biological process: flower development. The record is from RefSeq and is a predicted model, not a curated record. Gene Ontology annotation, cellular component: nucleus.
GUAAAUGGUGGUCACAGGCUGUUUCAUUCGUCACAUGAUUAAACUGCAGUAUUUGUACGUGCAGAGAAAGUACAACCAGAUUCUGUACGUAGAUACAACAGUGAUCUUGUGGUUGUGGAUCUGUGUGAAAAAAACACCCUCCACUCUGUUUUAUCUGUACUCUUCUUUUUUCAACUUUACUCAUCAGCAGCAUGCCUUCCAUCUUUCAUUUAUUACUCUUUCGUACUCUCAUUUCAUCUUUCUUAAAUCUUAAUUCCUCCACCACCACAGUUUUUCGAAAAAAAAAAGAAAAAAAAAAGAACCCCAAUAACCCAAAGAUGACGUCAUCAUACCUCAAAAUCACAGAGGGAGAUGACGAGGAAGAUGAAGGAGAAAGUGACGUUGAGUUGGAGUUUGUUGGGUCUCCGUUGAAGAGGAAAAAAAUGAAUCUUGGUCAGGGAUCUUCCGGGAGGAGGAGUGGUGGUGGUGGUGCGGCGGCGCCGCCUUGCUGUCUGGUGGAAAGCUGUCGGAAAAAUCUGAGUGGGUGUAAGAAUUACUACCAGAGGCACAAGGUUUGCGAGGUUCAUGCCAAAGCUCCGGUGGUCUUUGUUGAUGGCUUAGGUCAAAGAUUCUGCCAGCAGUGCAGCAGGUUUCACGAGGUGACGGAAUUCGACGAGACGAAGAGGAGCUGCCGCAGGCGCUUAGCCGGACACAACGAGCGUCGAAGGAAGAGCUCGCUCGAGCCCAACACACGAGCAAAACCGUAAUUUUCGAAAAAACUCAAUGUUUCCAAUUGAAUUUGCUUGCUCUCUUCUGUCAUCGUUUCAAAAUGGGAAUUAAUCUAUCUAGAAUAAAAUAGUAUCAACUAGAAAGUAUUUGCAUUAUUCGGACAAUGCCCGUUCGACUUCCGAGUUUUAACUACCGUUCUUGAAUGUCGAACACAAUGACAAUUCAAGACUAUUAUUUAUCCUAAU